GGUCAACGAUAUAAAGCGGCAGCAUCAGUCAUCUCAUUAGUUAGAUACGUGCGUUGCGUAUCGGAGGAAGCGGCAGCCUUCAGCUAUGUUGUGGUACACUCUUUUACCUCUGUCGCUCUUGUUCGCGCAAUACUUUGUUGAUGCGGCGCGAAUACCAAGAGCCACGGAAGAACCGCCGGCCACCGAGAACUGUGGUUACAAGGCGUGCCAUGCUGUAGAUCCGACUAAACUUAACAUUCAUAUGGUCUCACAUACUCACGACGAUGUCGGUUGGCUGAAAACUGUGGAUCAGUAUUAUUUCGGAAGUCGCUCUACGAUUCAAAAGGCCGGCGUACAAUAUAUUCUUGAUAGCGUUAUUAAGGCUUUGCUGGCUGAUCCUAACCGAAGAUUUAUUUACGUGGAGACUUCUUUCCUCUGGAAAUGGUGGUUACGACAAAACGAACAAGUCCGGGCCGACGUCAAGAUGUUGAUCAAUGAAGGACGAUUGGAAAUCAUCGGAGGAGCAUGGAGCAUGAACGACGAGGCCUGCAGUCACUAUCAUUCGUUGAUUGAUCAAUUCACAUGGGGAUUUAGACGACUCAAUGACACGUUUGGAAGUUGUGCCAGGCCGCGUAUAGGAUGGCAGAUAGAUCCGUUCGGUCAUUCCAGAGAACAGGCCUCUCUCUUCGCGCAGAUGGGAUUCGACGGGAUGUUAUUCGGUCGCAUAGAUUAUCAGGAUAAGAGCAAAAGACUGCGCGAACAAUCGAUGGAAUUCAUUUGGAAGAGCAGUCCGAGUUUAGGCAAGCGAGCGAAUUUAUUCACGGCCGCAAUGUACAACACUUACAGUCCACCACCAGGAUUUUGCUUCGAUGUUCUAUGCGCCGACGACCCGAUGAUCGAUGACCCUGAUAGCCCGGACUACAACAUCGACAAAAAGGUGGACCUAUUCCUCACAUAUGCGCAUAAUCAAGCACGUGCCUACAGAACUAAUCACGUUAUUCUUACCAUGGGGGAUGAUUUUAACUACCAACAGGCUGACAUGUGGUUCGCUAACUUGGACAAGCUGAUUAAAUACACAAACCAGCGUAAUGGUUCCAGAGUCAACGUGAUUUAUUCGACACCCUCAUGCUACUUAAAGGCUUUGAAUGACAAGAAUCUUCAAUGGCCUACUAAAAGCGAUGAUUUCUUCCCGUAUGCGAGUGAUCCUCACUCUUAUUGGACCGGCUACUUCUCAUCGAGACCAACCUCGAAGUAUUUUGAGCGUAUGGGAAAUAACUUAUUGCAGACAAGCAAACAGCUCGUCGCUCUGACAAACUUGAAGAAUCACGAUGAACACUUGGAACACUUUCGUGAAGCGAUGGGAGUGAUGCAGCAUCACGAUGCCGUUACUGGCACUGAGAAGCAAUUAGUCGCGAACGAUUAUGCGCGUUUAUUAUACAAGAGUAUGUCUGAUGCAGGAGAAAUAAUCUCGGAGGCCAUAGGGAAAUGGUCAGAAAAGGCGAACAAAUCGGAACCAUCCCUCAAGAUUUUCACGUGUUUGGAGCUGAACAUUAGCUCGUGUGCAUUUUCUGAGAAAAAUGACAAGUUUGUGGUUGUAGUGUACAAUCCUCUGAGCAGACCUGUCUCUACUUAUGUUCGUCUUCCUGUUACAGGAAAUUCUUAUGAGAUUGAAUCGUUGAAUGAUGGAAUGCAUCCAGUCACGCAGAUAGUUCCGAUUUCCGAAAGAGUACAGAAAAUCCCAGGAAGACUGAGCACUGCGAUAAAUGAAAUUGUUUUCCGCGCAACAGAUAUUCCUGCUCUCGGUCUACGAUCCUAUAUCGUUACUAAAAAACCGCAGGAAGAACUAACAGAACAACCCAAAUCGGAAUUCAUAAGCAGCGAGUUAUAUAAUAUAUCUAUCAACAACAACGGUAACGUAAUGGUACGCUGGAACAAACAGAAAGAUAUGAAUCUCAUACAAUCUUUCCAUUUCUACGAAGGAGCGGAAGGUAAUAACAAGGUCUUUGUUAAUAGAUCAUCCGGCGCGUACAUCUUCAGACCUAAAGAAACAUCAGCCAAAAAUUUUGCAUAUACCGGAUCGUACAAAAUUCACAAAGGUCCUAUCGUGGAAGAACUUCAUCACACGAUAAACGAAUGGGUCAGUCAAGUAGUUCGGAUCUACCCAAAAGAAGAGCACAUCGAAUUCGAUUGGCUCAUUGGCCCGAUACCUACCAAGGAUAAGAUCGGCAAAGAAAUUAUCACGAGGUAUUCAAGCAACUUGAAAACAGACAACGUAUUUUAUACAGAUAGUAAUGGAAGAGAGAUGUUGAAGCGUUUGAAAAAUUAUCGGCCAACAUGGGAUUUGGAUUUGAAGGAACCAAUAUCUGGAAAUUAUUAUCCGGUGACUAGUAAAAUUGCAAUCAAGGAUGAGGAGAAACAAUUAAAAUUAAGCGUUCUGAAUGAUCGUGCCCAGGGCGGAAGUAGCUUGCAGGACGGCGAAAUUGAAUUGAUGCUUCAUCGAAGACUUCUCAAGGAUGAUGCAUUUGGCGUAGACGAAGCGUUGAACGAAACUGCAUUUGGUGAAGGUUUAGUAGUAAGAGGCACGCAUUAUCUCUUUGGAGGUAAAAUGAAAAAUGUGGAUCAAUUCGUAUUGAAAGAGAAGGAACUGGCUCUCAAAUUGGCUCUACAUCCCUGGAUCUUGGGUACUUCCAUUAAUUCGAGCAAUGUCGAAAAAUUUGCUGAUGCCAAAUUCUUGAUCUCAGGUCUUAAUAAGGCAUUACCACCAAACGUGCAUAUUCUUACUUUAGAGCCAUGGAAAGAUGAUACAAUCCUGCUGAGAUUGGAGCAUAUCUUUGAAGUUGAUGAAGCGCAACAAAUGUCUAAACCGGUGUUAAUUAAUAUCCAGGAUCUAUUCUCAACAUUUUCGAUUCAGUCAAUUAAAGAAACUACAUUAGGCGCUAAUCAGUUACUGAGCGAAAAUGAUCCUAUGAAAUGGGAACCAGAGACAAACGAUAUUAUUCUAGAUAAGGAAGAGAACAUACAACAUGUGGAGGUUCAUGGCGAUAUGAUGAUCCAUGUUCUCUUAAAUCCGAUGGAAAUAAGAACAUUCAUUCUUAAAGUGGUUCGAAAAUCUCUUUAAUUUUUCAAUAAAAAUUUCUUUUCUCUCAUAAAAAAAAA
Messenger RNA from Cataglyphis hispanica, 3135 nucleotides. RefSeq names its product lysosomal alpha-mannosidase (gene LManII). The record is from RefSeq and is a predicted model, not a curated record. Gene Ontology annotation, biological process: mannose metabolic process. The transcript is spliced from 17 exons. The coding region runs from base 86 to 3097 and encodes 1003 amino acids. Gene Ontology annotation, cellular component: lysosome. Gene Ontology annotation, molecular function: alpha-mannosidase activity; carbohydrate binding. NCBI's taxonomy places the organism in Eukaryota, Metazoa, Arthropoda, Insecta, Hymenoptera, Formicidae.